AUGGUUUUGAUACAAAAUUUUUUGCCGCUGUUUGCGUACACUUUGUUCUUCAACCAGCGGGCCGCCCUUGCUGAUGACAGCGUCCCAGAAUCCGAGCUUACUAUCGUCGGAACAUGGUCAUCCAAAUCCAACACAGUGUUCACAGGAUCAGGCUUUUAUGAUCCAGUGGACGAGCUAUUGAUUGAACCAGAUUUGCCUGGGAUCUCCUACUCUUUCACUGAUGACGGAUACUUUGAAGAGGCCCUUUACCAGGUUGCGGGAAAUGCGAAGGAUCAUCAUUGUCCCACAGCUGUUUUAAUUUUCCAACACGGUACCUACAGAGAGUUAGAUAACGGAACUCUCGUUUUGGAGCCAUAUGAUGUCGACGGAAGACAGCUUUUAUCGCAACCAUGCGAGGAUAAAGGGAUUUCAACCUAUUCUCGUUACAACCAAACAGAGGUGUUCCGUAACUAUGAAGUGUCCCUGAAUACGUACCACGGUCGUAUCCAGCUGCAGCUAUAUGCCAGUGAUGGUGUGAAACAGCCUCCCCUCUACUUAGCGUACAGACCUCCCAACAUGUUGCCUACGAUCGUACUAAACCCCACUGCAGCAAGUGAUGAGGCCCAAGCAACCGCCACUGGUGCCUCUGCCAAGAUAAAAAGAUCACUAGAGAACAGAUACAGGACCAACGCUGUCAAGGAAUCUUCUUUGAAUUACACUCUAUGGUGGUGGCUUGGGGCAAUUCUGAUGGGUGCUGGAUCCACCAUCUACUUCCUGUAUUAA
Molecule: messenger RNA, 762 nt
Organism: Komagataella phaffii GS115
Lineage: Eukaryota; Fungi; Ascomycota; Pichiomycetes; Pichiales; Pichiaceae
Product: Protein ROT1
Exons: 1
Coding region: 1-762 (253 amino acids)
Biological process (GO): budding cell apical bud growth; 'de novo' protein folding
Cellular component (GO): endoplasmic reticulum; endoplasmic reticulum membrane
Source: RefSeq, a predicted model, not a curated record